UCCGUCAGACACAUUUUCCGCCUUCCAGGUCGGCCGUUCAAACGCCAGCGCUUCGCGCGAACGUUUCUAAUGCAGCUGUACAAGUGAAAUUUUUUUCCGUUUCCCUUGCAGUUUGGCGCUAGUAUAAAGCUGCGUUUUUAAUGACAGCAAUAAUUCAGCAAUUUUAAGUGAGGAUGGCCGAUUCGGUUCCGGGUGUGCUGCCGGCCGAGGUGAGCGGCACGGCGGCGCUCGGAGCAUCCUUCCCCGUGGGCUAUCCGGGCUUCAAGCCCGAGGAUCACGGCCUGGACCGCGGCUUCCGGCUCACGGCCUUCUCCGAUCUCAAAGGAUGAGGCUGCAAGGUCCCCCAGGAGGCGCUGCUCAAACUCCUGGAGGGACUGGAGCCCGACCGCUCCACAGCGGUAGCGGGGGAGGACGGGGGCACGGCCGCGGGAGUGGGACCCGCCGGGGAUGAGGCCGCCGACUACGGGCAGCUGGCCCCGGUGACCGGCCCGCGACUCGGUAUAGGAAUGGACUCCUGUGUGAUCCCACUCCGACACGGUGGUCUUUCUCUGGUGCAGACUACAGACUUCUUUUAUCCGCUGGUAGAGGAUCCCUACAUGAUGGGUCGCAUUGCCUGUGCAAAUGUGCUGAGUGACCUGUAUGCGAUGGGUAUCACGGAGUGUGACAACAUGCUAAUGCUUCUGAGCGUCAGUCAGAAGAUGAAUGACAAGGACCGCGAGCGAGUGAUGCCUCUGAUGAUAAAAGGCUUCCGCGACGCAGCAGAGGAGGGUGGCACAUCUGUUACUGGGGGGCAAACUGUUGUCAACCCCUGGAUCAUCAUUGGCGGGGUGGCCACUGUGGUGUGCCAGCCUAAUGACUUCAUCAUGCCGGAUAGUGCGGUUCCAGGUGACGUCCUGGUGUUGACCAAACCUCUUGGAACUCAGGUGGCUGUUAAUGCCCACCAGUGGUUGGACAUGCCUGAUAAGUGGAAUAAGAUUAAGCUGGUGGUGACGAGGGAUGAGGUCGAGCAGGCGUAUCAGGAAGCGAUGUUCAACAUGGCCACGCUCAACAGGACAGCUGCUGCCUUGAUGCACACGUUCAACGCCCAUGCCGCAACGGACAUCACAGGCUUUGGGAUCCUGGGUCACGCCCGCAACCUGGCACGGCAGCAGCGUAGCGAUGUGGCCUUUGUCAUCCACAACCUGCCCAUCAUUGCCAAGAUGACAGCCAUCAGUAAGGCCUGUGGUAACCGCUUUGGCCUGCUGCAGGGGACCUCCUCUGAGACAUCAGGGGGACUGCUCAUCUGCCUGCCCAGGGAGCAGGCUGCCAGGUUCUGUGCUGAGAUGAAGUCGUGUCGGCUGGGUGCUGGUGGCCAGCUGGGCCAGGAGGGCGGUACCGGAGAGGGCCAGCAGGCCUGGAUCAUUGGCAUUGUUGAGAAAGGGAACCGUUGUGCCAGGAUCAUUGAUAAGCCCCGCAUCAUAGAGGUGCCCCCCAGGGGGUCCAUUAGCGGAAUCCAGGAGGGCAACAACAGCAGCACAAACAACACGAACGCCCCCAGCCCCAGUGAGAUCCAGAGCGGUGGGGUCAAUUGAAGGCCGGUAGAGCACCAUUCUCUAAUUGUUAGCUAGUUUUCAUUCUGGCUUUGUGUUCUGUGUACUUUGUCAUCAGAUGCGCUUUGUUCCUUGUCUACAACUCUUCCUCUAGCCUUUCUCUUGUCCUUACGCUGUACAAGUGUAGACUGCCCGUUCUAUAGUCUGCAUAGACUGUGUGUGUGUCUUUAUGGAGACUGUUUAUCUGCAUGGUUGAGUGCGUUGAGCCCUGAUAUCGAUUGCAUUUAAUAUGUACUAUGGAAGUGACAUGCUUUUUCCACACUUCUCAUAUCCCUUUCCCUCAACAUCCUGUUCAUUCUCCCUGCUGUCCAUUACUCCACCCUGUUCAGCCGUAGGGUUGAGAGCAACAGACCAAAAAUUUUCAUUUUUAUUUUUAUUUUUUCCUUGGUGGGAGGGGACAUGGAUGGCACACUUUUUUUCAAUUUCAUUCGCUCCUCAAUCAGCCUUGUUCUCAAAACCCUGUUUGGUUUUCAUUGCAUUCUUUUUGUAACUAGGAAGCACUAAAUUGCUCUGAGGUCCUAGGCUGAGCUUAACUGUGUAUCACUUUUACAGUGCUCUUCCUUUUUUUGGCUUUAUUGCGUUGGAAGAAGUGCGUAUGUGGGUCUUCCUACCUGUUUGCUGAUGGAGACCGUACCAUCGUGUUUUUAACAAUGACUUAUGGGGAUUUUCAGAGCUGUAUAACCAGGACUUCCUUUAGUUCUUGCCAUGUUCUAGCUUCCAUGCGGUGUCGGCUUUGAUUUUUCUCUAUUCUGACUUCGCACCAUGUGCAGUAGCUCCUGUGUCACUCAGUGGUGCUCCUCAGUCCAGGGACUCUGUCCAGUCCUUGUCCUCAUCACUUCCAUCUGCACGAUCACCUGAUUACCACCUUGUAACUAUCUGCUUUGGCUGCUUCUUUCAUCUGCAGUUUUUGUGAGGAACACAUUCUGUGGAAUGCCCAGUAAAAUUUCAUUUAUAACAUCACUGUAGAGUUUAUUAGGAAGAUGCACUUAAAUGUUUCUGCUGAGUAUACCUGUCUGAAUUGAUAAUGGCUUUGAUCCAUUUCCUGUUAGUAUUAUUAUUUAGAAAAGUGAAACAUUUGAUUUGGGAAUGCCACAAACAUUCUGUAAUUCUACAGCUGACAUUGGUUUGUUCACUCCCCUCCCCCCUUCUUCCCUGGAGCAUUUGAGACAAACAAUCUUCUUUAAAUGAAAGAAUGUCUCCAGUUUGUGCAUUGCAGAGGAAAUUGCUGCUUUUUAGGGGAAAAAAAAACUGAUUAUGCCAAAAAAAUGUAUUUGAAUGGUCUUUAUGCUUGGAGGAUAAUUCAUAUCUAACUGAUCUCUACGCAAUAUGCAGCUGGUUACAUGCUUUCUCCCAUAUGUCCUGUAUGUGUGGUCACUUUUGUAGAUGGGUUUUGCUUCAAAGGGUUUUUCAGGGCUUUGGUUUGGAAAUGCACCUCUGUAGUAGUGCCUGCAAGCAAAUAAUUGCAGAUAAGUGUGUUUCUCUUAUGGGUGGUUGAUUUGGUUUGUUCAAAGUGGGGGUUUUUUUUAUUAGACUGUCAAUCAAAAGAUAUUCUUGUGAAUGUUCAUGUGUAUUUGAAUUGAAUGAUAAAGAAUUGUCUUAUGGUGUGUUUAUGGCAAUUACCAAUGAUGAAAGCAGUGGAAAGUUAAACUGAUUUAUUGUGUGAAUGAUUUAGGGAGGGGGGUAUUUAAUAAUUGGACAUGUAAAUAGUUGCCCUGGUUUUUUUUUUUUUUUUUCUUCCUCUUUUCUCCUCUCUUCUCUCUCCUCUUCUAGGGCUCCUGGUUUGUGUUGUCCUGCCCUUUUGGUUAAGUUACUGUCUGGUUGUAUGCUAAGAGCCCCUAGCUACUCACUGUAGACCUGAGAGAGGCUUGAGCAGCUCACUCUGGUCCAGUGCAGUAUUUAGAGCUCCGGAUGGGCCUGCUGAUUGCCCCACGCUGCACAAUACUUUCUGCCUCCUCCUGCUCAUGAUGCUCUGCUCGCUAAACCCCAGCCAUUGGGGAUGAGUGGAGUUGAUGACCCUGCAAAGAAGGGGACAGGCCCUUGGCUCUGGGGGCCAAUCAGCUGGUGUAUUUUUCUUUUUAUUUUUGUGUGUUUGACUGUACUACUCAAUCAUUACUUUCAAUAAAACCAAGGAUGUAGUUUCU
Scleropages formosus (Asian bonytongue) is the source of this 3730-nucleotide messenger RNA. It is a transcript of the gene sephs3, whose product is annotated as selenophosphate synthetase 3. Gene Ontology annotation, biological process: L-selenocysteine biosynthetic process. The record is from RefSeq and is a predicted model, not a curated record. Gene Ontology annotation, cellular component: cytoplasm. The coding region runs from base 507 to 1571 and encodes 354 amino acids. The transcript has 8 exons. Gene Ontology annotation, molecular function: selenide, water dikinase activity; ATP binding. NCBI's taxonomy places the organism in Eukaryota, Metazoa, Chordata, Actinopteri, Osteoglossiformes, Osteoglossidae.